Molecule: messenger RNA, 532 nt
Organism: Diuraphis noxia (Russian wheat aphid)
Lineage: Eukaryota; Metazoa; Arthropoda; Insecta; Hemiptera; Aphididae
Source: RefSeq, a predicted model, not a curated record
AUGCCCAUUCCUACUAGAGAUGAUUUUUUGAGAAUGGCAGCAAAUGCCAAGGAAAGAUGGAAUUUUCCAAACGCGAUAGCCGCAAUAGAUGGGAAACAUAUCCAAAUAAGAAUAGCAGAUGUUGAUUGCAAGUUCAUUUUUAUUGACGUUGGUGGAUAUGGGAAACAAAGUGACGCAGGCACUUUUGCCGAGUCACAAACUUUUCAGUUUUUGGAGGACUUUGAGAAGAACCUACCAAAACCAUGUCCAUUUGAGGGAAGUGAUGGCCMAAUGCCAUUUGUUUUUGUAGGAGACGACGCAUACCCUCUGAAAGUGUAUCUGAUGAAACCAUACCCCGGGAAUAAUCUAAGUCAAGAACAAAGGAUUUUCAACUAUCGACUAUCUAGAUUUAGACGUUGCGUCGAGUGCACUUUUGGAAUAAUAACAUCUAAAUGGGCAUUAUUAAAGAAAGCUAUUGAGACAAAGGUAGAAAAAGCAGAAACAAUUAUUAAAUGUAUCUGCUUGCUACACAAUAUUAUUWUUGAUAGAGAAG